AUGUCUGUCGUAUCUUCCCUAUUUCUGUUUCUUCUGUGUGUUUCUUUCCAUUCAUGUUACGGGCGACAUCUUGCUGCGAUUGGGAAGGAGCCGGAAACAAAAUCCCUCCUUCCAUUCGAGAAUGAUGAGACGACGAGUACUCCUGGAGCGGGCGAUGGAGAGGGAAUGGUGAAUCAAAUUAGCAGGGUUGAGAAAGAUGAUGAUCACAAGCCUUUGAAGGCCACCAGGAAGAUGAAAGGCCAAGGAGAAGGCAUGGAAAAGAUCUCAUCAGGUGCUGUAAAAACUGAUCCGUCCAAACCUUCAAAUGUAUCUUGGCAUGUACCCCACAAGGAAAGGGGUGAGGAGCAGCAACCUGGGUUUAACUUGGACUAUGACUAUGCACCCCCAAGGACUCACCCUCCGGUUCACAAUUGA
Molecule: messenger RNA, 414 nt
Organism: Rhododendron vialii
Lineage: Eukaryota; Viridiplantae; Streptophyta; Magnoliopsida; Ericales; Ericaceae
Product: root meristem growth factor 10
Exons: 2
Coding region: 1-414 (137 amino acids)
Source: RefSeq, a predicted model, not a curated record